UAUGUUUUGUUGUGUUUCAGUCCACUCGAGGUUAUUUUUCUGAUCUUCAAUGGGAGCUUCCAGAAAUUGGCUUCUGUGUCCUUUUGAUGUGGACACACUGGUCUUUGAUAACUUCCAUGCCUCUGGCAUAAGACGCCCCAGGCUUAUCUUCUACAUUUCCUGCCCCCAACCUGGACCAGUUGUUUCUCCAGCCUACCUUCCACAUAGAAUAUCAUCUAAUGUUCCACUUUCAACAUGGCAGAUCUUAGAAUGUUGUUGUUUCCAUGACACACUAAUUCUGCAAUUAGAGGCUCUAAAGAACUCUGAUUCCUAGUUCUUACCUUCUUUUUCCUUUUCUCUUCCAAGAUCAUGACUGAGAGAUUGUUAAUAAGUGCAUUAAAGGGUGGCAAAAACACUAAGAUCAUUACGUUGAAUGGGAAGAAGAUGACAAAGAUGCCCUCAACAUUAGAAAAACUGCCUGGCUUGAAUACUCUGAACCUUCAGAACAACCGAAUCCCAAAAGUAUGCCCAGAGAUCAGCACCUUAACCCAGUUGACAGCACUAAAUUUGGGGAACAACCUUUUAGAAGAAGUUCCAGAAGAGAUGAAAUACCUUACAUCCCUAAAGAAACUCCAUUUAUUUGGAAACAGGAUUUGUAGAUUUGCAUCUGGAGCAUGUGAUGGCUUACAAAAUUUGAUCCUGCUUAACCUGAACAACAACCAGCUGACAUGGCUUCCUGAAGAAAUCAGCAGACUAAAGAGCCUUAAGUAUAUGAGUAUAAAUCAUAACCAGCUAUCCAGCAUUCCUACAGAACUUUGUUUCCUUGAAAAUCUUUCUGAACUUCAACUUAACUACAAUAAGCUCAUUUGUAUACCUGAAGAGAUUAAGUUCUUGAAGAAGCUCCAGAAACUUUUUCUGGUGAGGAACAACAUUGAAGCUUUGCCACAGGGACUUUGUGAUCUUGAAAAACUAAGAAUCCUAGAUGUAGCUGGAAAUAUUAUUCAGGUAUUUCCAUCAAAAUUUCAGAAUCUAAAGCUGAGUGAAUUCUACUGUGAGGAAAAUCCACUGCUCCUAAAGAAACCGAUUGUCACUGUACAACAGGAAGAUGUCUGGAGCCUACAGGAAAUAGCAUCAAGAUUUGUAAUGAAUCAACUGUCAGAAGAUAAUUCUUUGCUAGCACAAGCUGUAGAAUUGUACCCACAGAUCAGGAACAUAAUCUCUCGGGGGAAAAAAUGUGCAAUAUGUGGAAAGUCCUUUUUAACUGUUUGGCUGGAAUGUGUUCAAUUUUCUCCUCCAUCGAAGAACUGGAAGAUAAGCAGGAAUCUACAGCUGAUACCUCUCCAAGUAUUAGUUUGUUCUUACAAAUGUUUUACUCAACGUGGUGCUAACCUCUUUGGAAUUGUUCAGGCAUAG
This is a messenger RNA of Oryctolagus cuniculus (rabbit), 1392 nucleotides long. RefSeq names its product leucine rich repeat containing 69 (gene LRRC69). Gene Ontology annotation, molecular function: protein binding. The record is from RefSeq and is a predicted model, not a curated record. NCBI's taxonomy places the organism in Eukaryota, Metazoa, Chordata, Mammalia, Lagomorpha, Leporidae. Gene Ontology annotation, cellular component: cytoplasm.